Oppia nitens is the source of this 1302-nucleotide messenger RNA. RefSeq names its product nuclear hormone receptor HR96-like. Gene Ontology annotation, biological process: positive regulation of transcription by RNA polymerase II; cell differentiation; negative regulation of transcription by RNA polymerase II. Gene Ontology annotation, molecular function: nuclear receptor activity; zinc ion binding; RNA polymerase II cis-regulatory region sequence-specific DNA binding. Lineage: Eukaryota; Metazoa; Arthropoda; Arachnida; Sarcoptiformes; Oppiidae. The transcript is spliced from 7 exons. The coding region runs from base 1 to 1302 and encodes 433 amino acids. The record is from RefSeq and is a predicted model, not a curated record.
AUGUCCCAAAAAAUUAUUAACAGGACGUGUGAAAUAUGUGGUGAUAUAGCUUACAGUAGAAAUUAUGUGGCAAUAACUUGUGAAUCGUGUAAAGCAUUUUUUAGAAGACAUGCUCUCAAAGAUAUGCCAUUGAAAUGUUACAAUAAUAGUAAAUGUGUUAUAACAAUUAAGACACGAAAAUUAUGCCAAAAAUGUAGACUUGAGAAAUGUUAUGAAAAGGGAAUGAGAAAAGAAUGUAUUAAAAGUAUUGAGGAAAACAAAAUGAGACGCGAAUUAAUUGAAGAAAAUCGACAAAAACAACAAAAAUUAAUGGUUUCGAUGUCAUCUCAGAAGUYAUAUAUUAGUGAUUUAACCGAUACUUUGAGUACAACUAAUGAAACAUUAGAUAAUAUUAGUAUCGAUGAACUUAUUGAUAGUUCUGUUAAUUUAAGUGAUGAAGAACUUGAACAUCAAAUUAUGGAUAUUGUAUGUUAUGAUCAAAACAAUAUCAAUCCAUUAAUUGCCAAAAACUGCAACACAUUUGAUAAAAAUSAUAUGAAAUGUAUUUUUACUCCGAUUUCAAAAUGUUUGACCGAUUAUAAGGGUUUGAAUGACUUAGAGACCAAUCGUGUCUCUGAAUUACUUAAUGCAAUGAAUAUUUUACAUUCAAUUAAGUAUUCAAAAACAAAGUUUAUAAAAGUUAAAAAUUUUGAAGAGAUGACUAUAAUAACGAGCAAUAAAAUAGAAAACUAUAUAAAAGAUAUCAUAAGUUUUGCUAAAAGUUUGAAUGGUUUUCAAAAUAUCUGUGCCGACGACCAAUUGAUACUCACUAAAUAUGGUGUCUUUGAAGUAAUGAUGUUUGAAAGUAUUGAUUUUUUCAAAAGUGAUUCAAAUAAAUUUAUAUCACCAUUUGAUGGAGAGCAUAACAUGAUAGUUGAUUUGAAUAUAUUUAAAAUGGAAACCAUUGAUUAUAUACAAAUUUUUAAAGAUUUUGUCGUUAAAUUUUUCAAUGAAUGUAGMCAAGACUCUUUUAUUAAAAAUAUGUUGACAGCAAUUAUACUUUUUAAUCCAAAGCGACCAAAUUUAAAGCAUAGUAAUAAUGUUAAAUUAGAGCAGCAAAUUUAUAUUUAUUUAUUGGAAAGAUAUCUAUUACUAAAAUAUGAAUCACAAUUUGAAUGUCAAACAAAAUUGGUAAAAAUAAUCAACUUAUUGAAUGAUUUCGAUAUUAUAUUGAAUAUACAACGUAUUCAUGGCUUUAAAUGUUUUGGCAAAUAUUUGCAUAAUUAUGGACCACUAUAUAGAGAAUUGUCAUUCAAAUACUAA